Molecule: messenger RNA, 811 nt
Organism: Paramecium octaurelia
Lineage: Eukaryota; Ciliophora; Oligohymenophorea; Peniculida; Parameciidae
Source: the annotation of a GenBank genome assembly
UGAUGAAGGAACUUCAGAAGUAAUUCGAAAGUAAUGGAGAAAAGCAGAGAUAAAAAUUUUUGAAGCAUUUAUAUGAAAUACUUGAUGUAUGAUUUACAUGUAUAAAUUAGAAUCCUAAAAAUUAUUAGAUUAUAAGAUGGGAUCAACAUGGGUUUGUUAUUUGGAAUGUUGAAGAAUUUAAGAAUCAAUUGCUGCCUUCCAACUUUAAACACAAUAAUUACUAAAGUUUAAUGAGGUAGCUAAAUAAAUAUGGAUUCAAAAUAAAAUCAAAAGAAAAUCUGAAAGCCUAUUUUACUCAUCCUACUAUUCGAGAGAACAAUAGAGAAACAAAACGGGUUUUAUAGAUAAAAAAGAAAUUAGAUAAGAUAGAUUAUGAAAAAGAAUUAAAUGCUUUGAAAGGAUAAUUAGAAGAUCUGAAGGAAGGAUAAAAGACUUUAAAUAAAUAGUUUCAACUUUCAAUAAAAAUAAUGAUGAAAUUGCAAUCACAUUAUGCUAGAUUGAAUAUGGUAUCAUUAUUAUUAUUACUUUUAAUUAGAUGACAUUAUACACUGUUGGAUUUGCAAAUAUAUUUGGAAAUCUGUUAUAUACAAAUCACAAAAGAAUUUGGGGAAAUAUUGGAGGAGAUCUUCUUCAAGUAUUUAAAUUUUAUCUAAUAUUUAGUUAUAACUUAACUCAAUUCUUUAAGGAUUUCCUGAACUCCUAGAAACCAGAUUGCCAACUCCUUUAAUCUCCAAUUUAGGAACUCCAUUGCCUUUUUAUCAAUUUAUUGGAUAGAUCAAGGAAUUCACAACCUUACUUCUAUAGUGAAAUG